GUCAUCUCUUUUUUAAAACGUACGGUCACACUAUUGACGUGGCCUCAAAAUUUUUUGUUCUCCGGAAAAUGCAAAAAGUUUGCAUUUAAGGUAAUUGUGCUAAGCAGCAUACGACGCCAAGUCCAAAGAAUCCGUCUGCCAAUCUAGGACCUGUUCGCAUCCAUCCGGAGCACGCGAGAAGCGCCAGAAAUCGUACCACAAACCUAUGAAUUAGCAGCAUGUCGACCUACAAUCCGAACUUCGUGCCUCCCGCCCACGCUCCCAUGCCUCUGAACGGAAAUAAUCCAGUGAAUGGUGUGCAAGGAAGCGUCCAGCAGCAGCCAGGUCCUCCACCUGGUCAGCAUUAUGUACCACAGAAGCAGCCACAACAGUUUCAGCAACCACCUCCUGCAGCAGCUUUUCCGGGAGGAGGAGCGCCAGGAAAUCUGGCACCGCCGCAGCAGUUCAACAGUGGUAUUGCGAACCAGUUCUUGCCGCCCACGUCUGGAACAGCUACACCUCUGCAGCAACUGCCGCCCAGCACGUUACCGCCUCAUCUGCGUCCGCCCACCGUCAACGGUCCACCCCUUACUAACGGCAGCAAUGGGGCGUCCAGUGCGAACUCCUCGCGCACUGCCUCCCCAAGGCCAGUGGGAGCUGCCCCUCAAUACGCUCAAGGACCAAUCGCCGCAGCGCUGAACAAUCCUCCCCUGGCGUCGGGACUGCGUCCUUCGCCCCAACCGACGAACCAAUCUCUAGCCAACUUGACGAGCAAUCUGGGAAAUCUUAACUUGAACACCACUCGAGCAAAUGGAGGUACCAGCGUUGUGCCACAGCAACAGUACCCACCUCUAACACAGAAGGAUGGUAGGGGAGUGGCCUCGGCCCAGACGGGUCCACCGCAGUUCAACGACGCCAACAGUCUGUUGGCAGCCAGCGGAGGUGCAGCUCCAGUAGUUCCCAAUUCUAUGGCGACGCCGUUUAGUGGACAAAGGCCUCCCAAUUUGGUUCCCAAUCCGGCCAAAAUAUUCGGAAGUGCAUCGGUUCCCGGUAGACCAACGCCAUCACCAGCGGCCCAACGAAUUCAAUACGGAGUACCCCCUCCGACUAACCCCGAGCAGCAGAGCCAGCAAAACAACAAUCUGCAGCAAGCACCGCCGCCACCAAGAGUAGGAGCGGUAUGGCCACCGAGCUUAGCAAAUGCAGCGGCGCCGGGAGCCCAACCCAUGCUGCCUCCAGCCCAGCAGCCUUUACAGUCGUAUCCAUACUCCCAGGCUUAUCCACCAGCACCACAGCAGCAACCACAACCUCCUCAGUCUGCAGUUCAGGCACCGCCACCGGGAAUGUUUGGAGCCCAACCCACUGGAGCUCCGCUGCAGUAUCAAGCACAGGCGCCUCCUCAGGCUUACGGACAACAACCUCAGCAACCACCCCAAACCGCACCCGGGGGACCAUAUGGAACCACUGCUCCACUAAAUGUGGCCCAGCAGGGAUUUAGCAGACUGUGGGGACAGGAUACAAUAGACCUGAUGCAGAACCGGCAUAUCUUAUCGCCGGCAACGUUGCCUCCGCCAAAAGUGGUAUUGCACAACCAGUUCCACGAGUCCAUAAACUGUAGCCCAAGCAUUAUGCGUUGUACGCUGACAAAGAUCCCCGAGAGCAAUUCUCUGCUCCAGAAGUCGCGCCUGCCUCUGGGCAUUGUGAUACAUCCCUUCCGCGAUGUGAAUAGCCUCCCUGUAAUUCAGUGCAUCAACAUUGUGCGUUGCCGGCUGUGCCGCACAUACAUUAAUCCCUUCGUUUACUUCGUGGACAGCAAGAUGUGGAAGUGCAAUCUGUGCUAUCGGGUCAACGAAUUGCCCGAUGACUUUCAAUUCGAUCCGGCCACUAAGACAUACGGAGACGUUACCCGAAGGCCGGAGGUACGCUCUAGCACCAUAGAGUUUAUUGCUCCUUCGGAGUACAUGUUGCGACCGCCACAGCCGGCCAUGUACCUGUUUCUUUUUGAUGUCUCGAUAAUCGCGCAGCAGAGUGGCUAUCUGGAGGCCGCUUGCGCCGUGCUCAACCGGCACCUAGACGAGAUGCCCGGGGACGCGAGAACUCAGGUGGGAUUCAUAUGCUACGACAGCUUCGUGCACUUCUACAGCAUGGCCGAGGGGCUCAACCAGCCGCAUGAAAUGACGCUACUGGACAUCGACGACCCCUUCCUGCCACGACCUGACAGUUUGCUGGUAAACCUGAAAGAGUGCAAGGAGUUGGUGCGUGAUCUUUUAAAGCAGCUGCCGAAGCGAUUUGCCCACACCCACGAUCCGGGUUCCGCCUUGGGUGCCGCACUGCAGGUGGCUUUCAAGCUAAUGCAAGCAUCAGGCGGACGGAUAACCGUCUUUCAAUCGUGCCUUCCCAACAAGGGACCCGGAGCCUUGGAGCCGCGUGAGGAUCCCAACAACCGUUCGGCAAAGGACGUGGCCCACCUUAAUCCGGCAACCGACUUUUACAAGCGCUUCGCCCUGGAAUGCUCCGGCUAUCAGAUAGCCUGUGACCUCUUCCUGAUGAACCAGCAGUACAGCGACAUGGCAACCAUCUCUGGCAUUAGCAAACACAGCGGCGGCUGUGUCCACCACUUCCCGCUCUACCAGAAGACCAAGCCACAUAUGGUGGAAUCGUUCCGGUCGUGCUUCAAGCGCUAUCUUACCAGGAAAAUCGGAUUUGAGGCUGUAAUGCGAAUCCGCUGCACUCGCGGCCUGCAGGUGCAUACAUUCCAUGGAAACUUCUUCGUGCGCUCCACGGACCUGCUCUCGCUUCCAAACGUGAAUCCGGAUGCGGGAUAUGGCAUGCAGAUCUCCUACGACGAGAGCCUCUCAGACGCGAAAACGAUUUGCUUCCAAGCUGCGCUGCUCUAUACAAACAGCGAAGGAGAGCGUCGAAUCCGGGUGCACACCGUGUGCUUGCCGGUGACCGCUUCGCUUCCAGAGGUAAUGCACUCAGCAGACACGGAAGCUAUCAUCGGACUGUUGUCGAAAAUGGCCGUUGACCGGUCGGUUGCUUCCAACUUGUCGGAUGCCCGCGACGCAUUCAUUAACGCUACGAUCGACGUGUACAAUGCCUUCAAGAUAGCACAAAAUCUGCCAUCGGGACAGUCAGGUCAGCUGAUAGCACCGCGCAGCCUGGCGUUGCUCCCGCUCUACAUAUUGGCCCUGCUUAAGCACCCCGCUUUCCGUGUGGGAACUAGCACACGACUGGAUGAUCGGGUCUACGCUAUGGAUUGCAUGAAGACGCUACCGCUGGACCAGCUAAUGAAGUACGUGUACCCAGAGCUGUACAAGAUCGAUGCGUUGAUUUACCACGCCCGAAACUCGAACAUUAGUUCGAACCAGGAAGACGACGAGGACGAGGACGAACCGUUGCCGGAGCUGCCGCGUCUGCAAUUGUCCGCGGAACACUUGGACUCGCGGUCAAUAUUCCUGAUGGAUUGCGGCACGCUGAUAAUGAUCUACGUCGGUCUAAAUGUGCCGCCCGAUGUUUUGGAAGCUGUGCUGGGAAUCAGCUCUACUGCAGAGCUGGGUGACUACGUUUACGGAUUGCCAAAUGUUGUGAGCAACGAGAACGAUGUGCUGAAGCGCUUUAUAUUGCGACUCAACUACGAUAAGCCCUACUCGGCGCUGGUGCAGAUAAUUAGGGACACGAGCACGGCCAAGGGCCAGUUCAUCGAGAGAUUAACCGACGAUCGCAGUGAAUCUAGUUUGUCAUACUAUGAAUUUUUGCAACACAUUCGGGCUCAGGUUAAAUAGUACAUAAGCAGAAUAUCCUAUCACUAUUGUAUGCAACAAAAAUACGAGUUUCUUAGAACCUAAAAACUCAGACUCUGAUGACUAGAAGCAAGAAGCGAAUGCAGGUGAAUCUGGCGCGAAACAAUGGAGACCAGUACGGGACAGACAUACACUUGAUUCACCUCAACCCACUCUCUCGGCUUAGAUAUUUUUAAAGUGCAUGUAUUUAUUUAUUUGUUGAUUUGUUGCACUAAAAAUAAAAUUAAAUCAAUUAAAGAUCAUAGUAAAUGCGAGAGAACCAACUUGUCACAACAGAAUAAGAUAUCGUUGCCAGUUUGAUUACGGCAAACAUUAGUCAAAAGUUCAGCUAACCAGUCAGUAGAGCUCCCAAGGAUGAGGAUGGCUCUGUUAUUUAUUUUAGAAACUUUAUGCAAUAAACAAACGAAACUGUUGUACAUUAUGCUUUAGCGCGAUUUUUGUUCGUUCCAACUGCUUCAAACAUUCUGCAAACUCUCAGUCCCACAAAUUGUUAUCGCUUACCCCAUUUGUUUGUUUAUUUUCCGGAAUCCAGAGAAACCUAUAUUUAUUUAUAAGUGUAAGGAAAGGCGCUUUGUUGCACUGUAGUUAGCGAACUUAUUUCAAACGAAUGUACGGAAAUAGAUUUGGUAUUGUGUAUUGCAUUCAUUGGACUGCUAGGCAGUGAAUGUCUUAAGCUUAGAAGGAAUAUUAUACUGUAUCAAUAAAGAGACCCCAGCCCUGUAACUCAGGUGGCGCAGUUGUCGUUCUUUGAGUGGGCUAAAUAAUCGAAAACCCAUAUACAAAUACUGUACCAUACUUUAUACACAUACGAGUACAUCAAGAUAUAAAGCGAAAUAAAUUUUAAUUAAAUCAUAA
Messenger RNA from Drosophila teissieri, 4637 nucleotides. RefSeq names its product protein transport protein Sec24A (gene Sec24AB). Gene Ontology annotation, cellular component: endoplasmic reticulum exit site; COPII vesicle coat. The transcript has 10 exons. Gene Ontology annotation, biological process: intracellular protein transport; COPII-coated vesicle cargo loading; endoplasmic reticulum to Golgi vesicle-mediated transport. The record is from RefSeq and is a predicted model, not a curated record. Gene Ontology annotation, molecular function: zinc ion binding; SNARE binding. Bases 219 to 3764 code for a protein of 1181 amino acids. NCBI's taxonomy places the organism in Eukaryota, Metazoa, Arthropoda, Insecta, Diptera, Drosophilidae.